AUGUCGACAGUCCUCGCGAAGCCUUCCGAGGCGCUCACCGAAAGCUCCGGCUCGUCCGACAACGACUCCAUCAAAGGCAAGGGCGCAUACAGCGCGACCGAGAGCGCAGCCGAAGUGCCCGCUCUUGGCACACCUGUCGCGGAUGGACCGAAGUCUUCGUUCUGGCGCAAAUCGAAGCACGAGCUCGACAGCAUCGCAACACAACCAUCUGUAUACCGUCCCCCACCCACUUGGGAGAACACGCACCGUUUCGACCCGCUUGCGCGAUGGACCUGGCGAGAAGAAUACCGCCUGGUUCGCAAGAUUGACUGUCUGAUCGCGGCGUGGGCCUGCGUCAUGUUCUUCAGCCUCGACCUCGACCGGUCGAACAUCUCUCAGGCGAACACCGACAACUUCCUGAAAGACCUUGGGCUUACCACGGACGACUUUAACCUCGGAAAUACGCUCUUCCGGCUCUCAUUUUUGAUUGCCGAGAUGCCCUCUCAGAUCAUCUCGAAGCGCGUUGGUCCGGACGUGUGGAUACCGACCCAGAUGAUCCUAUGGAGCUUUGUCUCCCUCGGUCAAUUCUGGCUUACUGGCCGCAAAAGCUUCCUGGCUACACGCUUCCUUCUCGGCUUCAUGCAAGGCGGCUUCAUUCCCGACACAGUCCUAUACCUGUCGUACUUUUAUACCAAGAAUGAGCUCCCCGUCCGUCUGGCGUGGUUCUGGGUCUCAAACUACAUCGCAGAAAUCUGUGGCGCUUUUAUUGCCACAGGGCUUUUGCGCCUUCGCGGCGGCGGAUUGACGCUGCUAGUCGGCAUAAUUUCCUUCUUCAUGAUGCCUCCGGGGCCAACGCAAACCAAGGCGUGGUACAGACCCAAGGGAUGGUUCAGUGAGCGGGAAGAAGUCAUCAUGGUCAACCGCGUCAUCCGAGACGACCCCUCGAAAUCCGAUAUGCACAACCGAGAAGGCCUGUCACCAAAGAAGUUCUGGCAAGUGCUUCUGGACUGGCGCAUCUGGCCCGUCUACAUCCUGGGUCUCAUUCACUUUAUCCCCGUAACCCCACCGCAGCUCUACCUCACGCUCUCCCUGCGCAACCUCGGCUUCACGACGACCCAAUCAAACCUACUCUCCAUCCCCUCAAAGGUGAUAGGCAUGAUCAUGCUCCUCGCCACCUCGUACCUCUCCGAGAUCAUCAACUCGCGCACGAUCGCGACCGUCUUCCUCCAAUUCUGGGCGCUCCCGUUACUCAUCGCGCUCUACACGUUCGACGAGCAGACGUCCCAGUGGGCGUACUACGCCGUCGUCACCCUCAUCACCGGCUUCCCGUACAUCCACCCGAUCCAGGUCGCCUGGGCGUCCACGAACUCGUCCUCGGUCGGCACCCGGACGCUCUCCGCCUCAAUGUACAACAUGUUCGUCCAAGCGGGCCUCAUCAUCGGGGUGCACAAACGCGGGAACCGCGCACUGAUCGUCGUCUGUUGCGUGAACAUCCUCAUCCACUUCCUCGUCUGGCUGUUCUACCGCACGAUCAACAAGCGGAGAGACAAGGUUUGGAACUCCUGGACGGCGAAGGAGCAGCAAGAAUAUCUCGACACGACCAAGGACGUGGGGAACUCGAGGAUCAACUUCCGCUUCGUGUACUGA
Molecule: messenger RNA, 1626 nt
Organism: Epithele typhae
Lineage: Eukaryota; Fungi; Basidiomycota; Agaricomycetes; Polyporales; Epitheliaceae
Product: MFS general substrate transporter
Exons: 13
Coding region: 1-1626 (541 amino acids)
Biological process (GO): transmembrane transport
Cellular component (GO): membrane
Molecular function (GO): transmembrane transporter activity
Source: RefSeq, a predicted model, not a curated record